Messenger RNA from Rhincodon typus (whale shark), 1979 nucleotides. RefSeq names its product heterogeneous nuclear ribonucleoprotein D-like. The record is from RefSeq and is a predicted model, not a curated record. NCBI's taxonomy places the organism in Eukaryota, Metazoa, Chordata, Chondrichthyes, Orectolobiformes, Rhincodontidae. The transcript has 7 exons. Gene Ontology annotation, biological process: regulation of gene expression. The coding region runs from base 784 to 1659 and encodes 291 amino acids. Gene Ontology annotation, molecular function: poly(A) binding; poly(G) binding. Gene Ontology annotation, cellular component: nucleoplasm.
CAGAACUAGUUCCUGUCACCCGUAAACUUGGCGAUUGUAGGUCGUCAUUCCUCACUCCUCACUCAAGUCAUUAAUGUGUUGAGUCUGUGAUUCUGUACAGUGUAAAUAAUUGUGCCUUCAGCACUGAUCCCUGUGACACUCACUUCCUCUGGUUACACGCUUUCAACCUCCCACCCUCCCCCAGGCAGCGGGAACGUUCCACUGAUGGAAUGUUUCAUUGUUUGGAAUCUUUGCCCUGGUUCCGAGUCUGCGCACUCCGUGCUCCUGGUUAGGGCGGCCUGAGUCCCGGAUAGUGACCGACCCGGAGUCAGUGAGUCAGUCAGCGACGACGGCGGCGGCGGCCGAAGUGGGGUGGGGAGGGGGCACCGUACUAAACAAUCUGACCAGCGGAGACAAGGGGCCAAGUCGGCGGCGCCAGGCCUCGCGCGAUUGGACGGCGAGCGGUCACGUGCCGGCGACCAGGGGCCGGUGCCCGGAUUUUCCUCCCCCCCUCCCCCUGCCCGCUGCGCCGGCCGCCAUUUUGUAGCUGAGGAGGAGCAGUAUCAUCAUUAUCAUCGGCGGCGCCCGGUCUUUGGCGGCAGGAGCAGCACGAGUGGGAGCUGGGGGAGGGGGAAGGGAGCAACAAACAAAACGAAACACAAAAAAUAACGAGAAAGCAGUCGUCUCGAUCGCCCCUCCCCCUCUCUUAUCCCCACCCUCUUUUUUACCCCCCACCCUCCCCCGUUUCCUACACCUCCCUCUAGCCUGCCCUCGGACAAAAACCCCGCCGGAGGAGAGGAACCGAUGGACUCUCAGUACAAUUACAACCCGCCGUCCGCCGGUCUCAUGGAGCAGAGCGCGGCGGCGUCUGAGGAGUUCCCUGAAGGAGCCAAAAUAAACGCCAGCAAGAACGAGGACGAUGAAGGAAAAAUGUUCAUUGGGGGUCUUAGCUGGGAUACAAGCAAGAAGGAUUUGACAGAUUACUUGUCCAGGUUCGGUGAAGUAGUGGACUGUACCAUAAAGAUGGAUGCGGUGACGGGGCGGUCAAGAGGAUUUGGUUUUGUACUAUUCAGAGAACCUGCAAGCGUGGACAGGGUCUUGGAACUGAAGGAACACAAGCUGGACGGACGGCUCAUUGACCCUAAAAGAGCAAAGGCAAUAAAAGGCAAAGAACCAGCUAAGAAAGUUUUUGUUGGAGGCCUAAGUCCUGAUGUACCAGAAGAAAUGGUAAAGGACUACUUUGGAGCAUAUGGAGAAAUUGAAGGCAUUGAACUUCCCAUUGACAACAAGACAAAUGAACGGAGAGGUUUCUGCUUCAUCACGUUUAAGGAGGAAGAACCAGUAAAAAGACUGUUAGAAAACAAGUACCACAACAUAGGAUCUAGCAAGUGUGAAAUUAAAGUGGCACAACCUAAGGAAGUCUACAGGCAACAGCAGCAACGAGGAGGCAGAGGUGGAGGUGGGUUUGGUGGAAGAGGUCGUGGUAGAGGGGGACAAAAUCAGAAUUGGAACCAGGGAUACAACAGCUACUGGAGUCAAGGUUAUAGUAGUUACAACAAUGGCUAUAGCAAUCCAGGUUACAAUGGAUAUGGAGGUUAUGAUUACUCUGGGUAUAACUACAACAACUACGGAUAUGCUCCAGAAUAUGAUACCUACAAUAGUGGAGAAACGGAGGUAUAAACAUCAGUGUAGCAGAACAGCAUGUCAAGAGGAAAUAUUAAAUCUGAAAGCAUCUUUGUUUCCCUUUUGGGACUUUUUUGUACCACAUCAACUCUGAAACCAACAUAUUUUGUGUCCCAAAUGUAUAUAGCAUAUAAACAUCUUUUAUGUUGUAGUUACUUUGCUUUGUACAACUUGAAGUGCAUUCCUUGUGUACUGUGAUAGUCUAUAAUAAAGUUGCUACUAACUGGUGAUGCAACACUUAUUUGUUGGUGUGCCCUGUUGUAUGUGAUGCAUAGCAUCUGCUGAAAUAAAACUGAGUAUGAAUACUCAAAUGUUAA